Messenger RNA from Panthera uncia (snow leopard), 4295 nucleotides. It is a transcript of the gene EGLN1, whose product is annotated as egl-9 family hypoxia inducible factor 1. The coding region runs from base 566 to 1882 and encodes 438 amino acids. Gene Ontology annotation, cellular component: nucleus; cytoplasm. The record is from RefSeq and is a predicted model, not a curated record. Gene Ontology annotation, biological process: peptidyl-proline hydroxylation to 4-hydroxy-L-proline; cellular response to hypoxia. The transcript has 5 exons. Gene Ontology annotation, molecular function: L-ascorbic acid binding; ferrous iron binding; peptidyl-proline 4-dioxygenase activity. Lineage: Eukaryota; Metazoa; Chordata; Mammalia; Carnivora; Felidae.
CGGGGGAGCGGAGGCGGCCCCGGCGCCGCCCGCGCCCGAGCCUGUGUGCUCGGCCGCCGCCCCCUCGGCCCUCCCCUCGGCCCUCCCCUCGGCCCCCUCCGCCCUCGCGCGCCGCCCGCCCGGGUCGCGGCGGGGCCGUGGUGUACGUGCAGAGCGCGCAGAGCGAGUGGCGCCCGCACGCCCUGCGCUCUUCCACAGGCCGGGCCGGGCAGCCCCGGACGGUGAGGCGGCGGCGGCGGCGGCCGGGGCGGCCGAUCUCGCGCGUCCGGGCCCGCGUGCCCGAGCGGAGGUCGCCGUCCGCCGCGCAGGCCGCAGUCCCUCAGCUCGCGGCAGCGAUGAGGCCCUGAGGCGGCCGCCGGCGCUGCGCGGCAGGACCCGAGGACGAGGCAGCGGCCGGGCCGAGAGCGCGGGGCGCCGGCCUCCCUCAGGCGAGGAGUGGCGGGUGCGUGGCGCAGUGACGGCCUCUGCCGCUCCGCCCGUUCCCCGGCCCCGGGCGAGGCCCUCCGGCCGCCACCCGUCCUGCUCGGCCGCCGUCGCCAACGCCGCCGCCGCCAACGCCGCCGCCAUGGCUAAUGACAGCGGCGGGCCCGGCGGGCCGAGCCCGAGCGAGCGAGACCGGCAGUACUGCGAGCUGUGCGGGAAGAUGGAGAACCUGCUGCGCUGCAGCCGCUGCCGCAGCUCCUUCUACUGCAGCAAGGAGCACCAGCGCCAGGACUGGAAGAAGCACAAGCUAGUGUGCCAGGGCGGCGAGGGCGCCCCGGGCCCCGGAGCGGGCCAGCACCGUCACCCCGGCUCCGCGCCGCCCGCCUCCGCGCCGCCGCCCAGGGCCGGCGGGGCCGGGGCCAGGGAGGCCAGGAAGGCAGUGCCGCGCCGGGACAGCGCCGCCGCCGUCGAGAAUGCGGGCGCGCGGGCCGCCGGGGACGCGGCCAAGGCAAAGGCCAAGCCCGCGGCCGACCCCGCGGCGGCCGCUCCCCCGCUUCGCGCGGCUGCAGGCGGCCAGGGCCAGGCGGCGGCGGCGGCCGAGGUGGAGCCCGCGAAGGAGGAGGUGCUGGCCCGCGCGUCGCAGUACCAGGAGAAGGCGAACCUGUACCCGCCGAGCAACACGCCGGGCGAGGGGCUGAGCCACGGCGGCGGCCUGCGGCCCAACGGGCAGACGAAGCCCCUGCCGGCGCUGAAGCUGGCGCUGGAGUACAUCGUGCCGUGCAUGAACAAGCACGGCAUCUGUGUGGUGGACGACUUCCUGGGCAUGGAGACCGGGCAGCAGAUCGGCGACGAGGUGCGCGCCCUGCACGACACCGGCAAGUUCACGGACGGGCAGCUGGUCAGCCAGAAGAGUGACUCGUCCAAGGACAUCCGAGGCGAUAAGAUCACCUGGAUCGAGGGCAAGGAGCCCGGCUGCGAAACCAUCGGGCGGCUCAUGAGCAGCAUGGACGACCUGAUCCGCCACUGUAACGGGAAGCUGGGCAACUACAAAAUCAAUGGCCGGACGAAAGCUAUGGUUGCUUGUUAUCCAGGCAACGGAACGGGUUAUGUACGUCACGUUGAUAAUCCAAAUGGAGAUGGAAGAUGUGUGACGUGUAUAUAUUAUCUUAAUAAAGACUGGGAUGCCAAGGUAAGUGGAGGUAUACUUCGAAUUUUUCCAGAAGGCAAAGCCCAGUUUGCUGACAUUGAACCCAAAUUUGAUAGACUGCUGUUUUUCUGGUCUGACCGUCGCAACCCUCAUGAAGUACAACCAGCAUAUGCUACAAGGUACGCAAUAACUGUUUGGUAUUUUGAUGCAGAUGAGAGAGCGCGAGCUAAAGUAAAAUAUCUAACAGGCGAAAAAGGUGUGAGGGUUGAACUCAAUAAGCCUUCUGAUUCAAUCAGUAAAGACGUCUUAUAGAGCCUUUGAUCCAGCAAUACCCCCCUUCACCUACAGUAAUUGUUGACGCGAUUUGUUAACUUGUGAAUACAAAUAAGUGGGAUAAAGACAAAUAGACAACCAGUUGGCAUUUUAAUAAGGAAACAGAAACAACUUCUUUGUGUUGCAUCAGAAGGAAGAUCUGGACUGCGUGACUUUGUACUGCACGAUCGACUCCAAACCUGUGAUUGCUAAUGGGAAGAGUAUAAGCCACCAGCUGACAAUGGUAUUGACAUCUGGACAUGAAAUAAGUGCCCUCGGUAGAAUUUUUUCAUUCUUAAUAUUUUGCCAGAUCUGUCAUCUAGAUGAGUUCAUUUCAUCGCUCCCUUUUUUAUAUAGUCAAGUUUGAAUUUGAAGUAAUUUUUGUAUGAUCAGGUACAAUAUAUCAAAACUGAAUUGAGAAAAAAUUACAGUAUUAUUCCCCAAAAUAGCAUCGAUCUAUUUUUGUAAACUUCUUCGUACUAUUAAAUUUUGCCCUAAAAGACCUCUCAUAAUGAUUGUUGCCAGUGACUGAUGAUUCCUUUCAUUUUCUUUUUACCUAACGUAAGAAAAGGAGCACUUUACUCACCAACUAAAAAAUCAGAUUGUUUUGUAGUCCCGUCUUGUACACUAAUUUGAACUCUUAAAAAUUGCUGCUGUCGUUUUUUUGACAUUGUUAAUGGAACAUAACAGUACAAACCAUCACCAUUUACUACUACAAAUAACUUUCAGUUCACAUUUUAUAAGAAAAAAUACCCAGAAGGCUUUAUUUUUUAAGUUAGAAUUUUUACAAGACUAAAGUGACUGGCACUAAAUGAACUUGAUCUGCCCUCCGCAUCAAGUUCCCGAGAUAAAGGGCUUUCUCACGCUUUCAGGUAUAUUCUGUAGAUGUAGAAGGUAACGUCCCCUUCCUAAGAGCUCUCCUUCCCAGCCAGUCAGUCGUACUUCCAAUUUUGCUGUUAUGUUUUCCUCCUCCUGCGACCCACGUGAUGUGCAGAUCAGAACCUUGCUUCUGUUGGAUGGCGUCGGGGCGGGGGCGGGCGGACAGAGCGCCAGGGCUGAGCCGAGGUAGCGCAGACCAGUGCUGAGGCCGGUAUUCCCUAGGCGUGAUACCCGCCUCCUUGUCAGUACUGAAAGGUGUGUGUUUAGCUUAAAAAAACAAAAGAAGUGGAAAACCAGAUGAUUUUUUCUGUUUUAUGAUUUUUCUUUUACUUUUCAGAAGAAGAGGGAAUAUUACAGUAUCACACAAGGCCUCCCAGACUUCUGUUUUUUGAUACAUGAACUGGGAUGGAUACAUAAGACUUCAUUUUCCUGGGCUAGUCUUUAGCAGAGCCCAGAGGGUGGUAUCCGUAUUUAACGUGAAUUGGGGUCUAGACCUUGCCCACUUCAGUUUUCUAUCUCUGUCCUUAAUCUUUGCCAAAAUGUGUGUACAGAAAUAUUUCUGUAUAUUUCAACUUAUGACAGUUUUAGUAUCUGUAUAGUUUGUAUUCAAUUAGAGACCUUUUCUAUGGAAAGCUCAGUAAUUUUUAUUAAAAGAUUGCUAUUCAUGUAAAACAUGAAAAAAAAAAAUCUAGUGAGACCAACAGUGUGGACUUAGGGUGGGGUUAAAUAUUCAGUAUCGUGAUCUCACUUAGAACUUGCAGGAGAAAAUUAGAGCUUAUGGUUGUUUUUCCUUGCCCGUGUUCAGUUUUGUUCCACUUCCUCUCUCUGUUCCAGAUAAUGCAAUGUAACAUCUCUCUAGUAAGUGCCUCUGCCAGCCGGACCUGGGAGAGCAAGCUGUCUUUGCCAUCUGGUCUGCGUGCGGCACGCUGCACUCGGCCUUGACUCAGAAACGCUGUCAUGUUUAGGUCUAGUGGAGACUGUUCUGUUGAUGGGGGGAGGGGGGGUUGUGUGAUUGUCAGGGUGGGAGCCCUGUGUCAUUCACAUGUGUGUCUCUGCAGUUGUGCAAAGUGUCAGAUUCUACUCUAUGUGGGUUGUGCUUUCCAGGCAGGUCUUGACAUUUGUACUUUUCGGAAAAUGUUAUCUAAUUCCUUGGAGAUCAUUGUGAAAGGAUCAAGGAAUCCAGGAGAGCCAUUUCUUUAAUAUCCAUUUAAAACCUGUUCGUUUCAUGUUAGCGGGACCGUUAACUUGUCACCAAACAGGACUCUGUUUAAGACAAAAUUUAAAACUACUUGUGGCCUAUAUAUGUUUAAUCCUAGUUAAAGACAAAGCUUCUAAUGCUGUUUUUCAUUGAAUACAUUAACUGGCUGUAAAACACAGACCUUUAUCAACAGCAGGCAAAGAAUUUCAGGAUUCAUAUACAGAUAGACGGGAAAGUCAUGUAAUUUGAAAAGCAGUGUUCCGUUACGAAAGAGCUCUCAAGUUGCUUGUAAAGCUAAUCUAAUUAAAAAGAUGUAUAAAUGUUCUUGAAAAAUUA